UAUAACUUUCACUAAAAUGAAACUUUCUGUUUCUAAAACUCUUCUAUUGACAUGUCUCUCUAUUCAAUGUAUUCACAUUGCAUUUAUAAAUGCUGCUUGCCCUGCAGGUUGGGAUUCACGAUCGGAUUCAAGCAGUGUUGAGUAUGGCUAUCAGGUUGUGUUGCAGAAAAAUAUAACUUUUAGUCAGGCACAAAGCAUCUGUUCAGGUCUUGACAGUGAUAUAGUCAGCAUUCACAGUAAAGAUGAAAAUGAGUUUAUUUAUGGUUUGAUUAAAACAAGCGGAGUUGUACUCUACAUUGGAAUGCAACAAGUGUCAGAUCAGUACUCACCUACCUGCUCAUUUACUGAUAAGACAGAUUGCAAUUUUGGAAAUUUCAAUGGUGUUAAAGAUCCUAAAAGACAAGAAUACCCAUGGGUGAGAAAUCCAUCGAUCACUACUGAUGGAAAUACUGUUCACUGCGUCGGGAUUGCAGAUACGACUUAUAAUUAUGGCAAGCCGAAUUUUAAGUGGAAUGACGUUGGGUGUAACGACGGACUUGAUGGAACGAUUUGUAAAAAGAAAUGUAUAGGUGAUAAUAGCGGAGGUUCUGCUUCAACUGCUCAAACACCUGAGGCUUCUAAAGCUUCAACUAUCCUUCCUGCGAAUACAGGAGCCCCAGUAGUUUCAACCAAGUCUGCCAUCGGUGGAGGAAGCAGUAUUGGUCCAGUGGUUACUUCAAAACCAUCAGGAGCCCCAGUAGUGUCAACCAAGUCUGUCAUCGGUGGAGGUAGCAGCAUUGGUCCAGUUGUGACUGCUCAGUCACCAAAAACAUUUUCUACCUUAUUACCAGGUUUUCCGGGAUCUACUGCCAAACCUGUAAACGGAGGUGGAAACAAUGGCAGUUGUGUUAAUUGUAAUUGCAAUGAUGGAUACAGGUGUGGAUCGGAUGACUGGCAAGUUAAGCAUGGAAAGGAUGGAUCAUUCGCCUACAAAUAUUUUCCUGCUCCCAACAGCUCUUAUUUUACGGCUAAGGCUAUUUGUGCCAAAUAUCAUGCGCUUCCAUGUUCAAUUAAUUCUGAAGAAGAGAAUGAAUUCUUGCUCGAAAAUGUAGCAAAUAUCCAGCUUAAGUCCAAGAAAAGGGCUAAGCGAGAGAUACAAGACAAGUGUAUUUGGACUGGUAUGCAUAUAGCAGUUACAGACAAUCAUGAAGAGGAAAAUGACUGUUACUGUGAUGAUGGCAAAGAAUGCUCGUAUGGACACAAGAAAGGGGACAAUGAGGAUGACGAUGAUGGCAAUGCCAAAGAAGAUGGUCAUGACGACAAGAAGAAGAAAGAAAAGGAGGAUAAAAAGAAGAAGGAAAAGGAAGACAAAAAGAAGGAAAAAGAAGAUAAGAAAAAGGAAAAGGAAGAAAAAGACAAGAAAGAUAAAGAUAAAAAGAAGGAAAAGGAUGAUGACGAUAAAAAGAAGAAGGAUGAUGACGAUAAAAAGAAGAAGGAUGAUGACGAUAAAAAGAAGAAGGAUGAUGACGAUAAAAAGAAGAAGGAUGAUGACGAUAAAAAGAAGAAGGAUGAUGACGAUAAAAAGAAGAAGGAAAAGGAAGACAAAAAGAAGAAGGAAAAAGAAGAAAAGGACAAGAAGAAGAAAGACAAAAAGGAUAAAUCUAAAGAUGAUUGUGAUGAGGAUGACCAUAAGAAAUGUAGUUGCAAGGGUAAGAAAAAACCACCAUCCCCCUGGGCUCCCGGAUGUCCAUCAAAACCUGGAGGUGGAGAUAAGAAGCAUUGUGUUGGAAUUGGUAAUGAUGGAAAAUGGAAGGAUGUCAACUGUGAGAAGCCUGGAACUGGAAUUAUAUGCAAACGUCCUUGCUCUCCAUAAAUAAGGGAACUGUUCAAUAUGAGACUUUGACUGAUUUUAAGAAA
This is a messenger RNA of Meloidogyne enterolobii, 1896 nucleotides long. The record is from the annotation of a GenBank genome assembly. NCBI's taxonomy places the organism in Eukaryota, Metazoa, Nematoda, Chromadorea, Rhabditida, Meloidogynidae.